Molecule: messenger RNA, 447 nt
Organism: Aspergillus melleus
Lineage: Eukaryota; Fungi; Ascomycota; Eurotiomycetes; Eurotiales; Aspergillaceae
Gene: BUD31
Product: BUD31 family protein
Exons: 3
Coding region: 1-447 (148 amino acids)
Biological process (GO): mRNA splicing, via spliceosome
Cellular component (GO): spliceosomal complex; nucleus
Source: RefSeq, a predicted model, not a curated record
AUGCCGCCGAUACGUACAUCCCGCAACCGCAAGCCGCCACCGGCCGGCUUCGAUGACAUCGAGGACACACUGCUCGAGUUUAGCAAUAAGAUGAAGGACGCCGAGAACGCGUCGCAUGACGGCAAGAAGAAGCACGAGAUGCUAUGGCCCAUUUUCCAAAUAAGCCAUCAGCGCUCGAGGUACAUCUACGACCUGUAUUAUGAAAAAGAGGCGAUUUCGAAGCAGCUGUAUGACUGGCUCCUCAAGAACAACUAUGCAGACGCCAAUUUAAUCGCCAAAUGGAAGAAACAAGGAUAUGAGAAGCUUUGCUGUCUGCGCUGUAUCCAGACGAAGGAAACCAACUUUAACUCCACGUGCAUCUGCCGCGUCCCGAAAGCUCAACUCAAGGAGGAUCAAAUGAUUCAAUGUGUCAGUUGCGGAUGCCGAGGCUGCGGCAGUAGUGAUUAA